AUGGCAUUGUGCCCUAUACCCGGUUUUUCAUGGCCAGCUCCUCUCAAGCGCGUCUUGCAAUCUGCUUACCGUACCGACGAUAACCAUGGCGAAGUAUUCAUAUUCAACCCAAGUUCAGACAACGCGGACACUGGAAUGACGGUGACAUCUCUCACCCACGAAGACAUCCAAACCUCCAAUCAACCGCUCGAAACCAUGAUAACAUCAGAUUCGUUACCAGAUGCUGACCCCGCACAACUCAUUAAAGCAUUGGAAAGGCUUGUAGAGAAUUCUGCUAAAGCUCCGCAAGACGUUGGUUUGGGCGUUCAUGCACAUCCGGUGACGUUGUUCAAGAUUCCGUGGAUUGACAAGCUCGUACCGGGAUUAGAGAAAUUGGCGGCUACGUAUCAUAUCGGAAAUUUCGUCGUCAUUCGAAAGACCGGGAAACUACAUUUUGAGAGUAUGCCGAUAUAUGCCAGGAUCGGGAUGCAUUUGGUAUUCUACGGGUCAUUGCAGAUCGGGAUUCUCAAACAAAAGACAGUAGGGGCGUUUCUUAAGGAGUUGUCGGUCAGGCAAGGAAAAAUCUACGACAGUCCGGAAUCCGUGGAAUCAAUUCCUUCCUUUAUAUCAACCUAUGGGAUCAAGCUCGACCAGUUACUCGAACCCGAACUAGGAAAGUACGGUUCUUUCAAUGAAUUUUUUCACCGGAAACUGAAAGCCGGCGCGCGACCCGUUCAGAACGCGAAAGAACCGUCGAGUAUCUGUAGUAGCGCAGACUGUCGACUCGUUGUCUAUACCGACAUAGAUAAGGCGAGGGAAUUCUGGAUCAAAGGAAGAAAUUUUAACAUCCACAAUCUUCUUGACGUACCCGCUACUUCUGCCAAAGCGCGGCAGUUUGCAGGGGGUUCAAUUGCUAUCUUUCGUCUGGCCCCGCAGGAUUACCAUCGAUUUCACUGCCCUAUAGAUGGUGUCGUUGGGGAGAUUCAUGACGUUGAGGGGCAGUAUAAUACUGUGAAUCCUCAAGCGAUAAAUCAAGAGCUCGACGUUUUCACCGACAACAUUCGUUCAGUUCUAUAUCUCAAACAUACCUUUACUGGGAAGGAAGUAGCCGUUGUAGCCGUAGGGGCCCUCCUGGUGGGAAGCAUUCGAUGGACAAAAGGCACUCAAAGGGGUUCUACCGCCUGCAGAGGGGAAGAAUUAGGGUACUUUGCGUAUGGCGGAAGUACUGUGAUUGUCAUAUUCCCCGAAAGGUGUAUUGAGUUUGACGAUGAUUUACUUAAGAAUUCAAAAAAGUCACUCGAAACAUUAGUGGAGGUUGGAGAAUCUAUUGGAAGGACCCCAAAGUCUGCUCAAGCCUCAUCGCAAUGAAGAGAUUGACUCGUGGUUUGAUACGUGUCUUUGUGUAUAUAUCUGGACUCCCGAUCUUUGCACUUUCAAGGAUACCCUUUAAUCCAUCAUGGAUUCGAACAAUCCUGAGCG
Marasmius oreades (fairy-ring Marasmius) is the source of this 1458-nucleotide messenger RNA. RefSeq lists its product as uncharacterized. The transcript has 9 exons. Gene Ontology annotation, molecular function: phosphatidylserine decarboxylase activity. The coding region runs from base 1 to 1347 and encodes 448 amino acids. NCBI's taxonomy places the organism in Eukaryota, Fungi, Basidiomycota, Agaricomycetes, Agaricales, Marasmiaceae. The record is from RefSeq and is a predicted model, not a curated record. Gene Ontology annotation, biological process: phospholipid biosynthetic process.